UUUUGGGCCAAAACAAUGGGCCAUAAGCCCAGUAAGGAAGAUUACAUGCUUUCCUUCACCGCCACUUCCACCAGUCAUCGGAAGCUGAAUUCAGGCCGGAGGAUACCGGGACCGAUGGAGGAGACCCCAUCGUCAUCGAUGGCCAGAACCAAAGCUAAGGCAAAAGAUUCUCAAAUGUGUUUAUCGGGUUUUGAUGGGAUGAACGAGGACCUUCUCCUCAACAUUCUGAGCAGGCUUCCCGCCCAAUCCUUUGCUUCAGCAGCUUGCGUUAACAAAUCCUGGAAUCGAAAUCGCGUCCUGUGUCGUCCUAAUCGCGUCUGUGUCGUCCUAAGCUCGCCUCUGCUCUUUCUCUCAACCUUCUCUCAUGAAGCUUUAAAGGAGGUUUUCGAUAAGAUUCUGUCUGAGCCCAUCCGUCCACAUUUUGCCAUUGCAAAUGUUGGAAGUGGAUUUGAACUACCGAAGACUCUAAGGCUUAUUGGAAUGAAACUGGGACGCUCUGUUCCCAUCAUUGUUUCUGUGGCUAACGGUAUUAUUGGAAGGGACACUCUUACCAAUGAGCUUAAAGAGGUCAACUGGCACGCUCUUUUGAGUGACCUCAGCGAUGAAACAGAUGCUGUACAGAUAGGUGAAGGCAUAGUUAUGACCAUUGGUUUUUUCCCAGGAUUAAGAGUUGAUGCGUUGCCACUAGUUCGACGAUCAACAAUACCUGCAGAGUCAGCCAUUGACAAGUUUGUAAUGGAUGUCAAGGAGUAUUCUGCAUCUGUUUCCAGGUGCUCGUUUCCUCAGGGUAUUCUUUUAUUUGGAGAAGGAAGUACUGACAUGACAGUUAUGGAGAAGUUGGAUUAUGCCAUGCCCAAGGACACGUUCAUUGUUGGUAAUGAGAGGGGCCGCAUUACAUACAGAAGCGGAAAUGACUCUAGAAAUGCUUAUGCUAGAACAGGGUACUCAAUAGAAGCUGUUGCUCUUGUUUUUGCUCGGGAUAGGGACAGAUCAUCUGGAGAAAUUAAGUUUCACGUUGCACUGUCAAAUGGUGUUUUACCUGUGGGUGGCAAGUACAAGACAGCUUCAGUCCGAACAAGAAGCGCUGAGAGUUCUACAUGGCUGACUGCUAGGAGGGAAGGGCAACAGGAAAUUCUUGAUGGUCAAAGAAUAUUGGAUGAUGUUAACAAUGAGCUGCUAAUCAUAUUGAGAUGCCUGAUUUGUACAUCGGAGUAUACAAGCGAAGAAAACUGUCCGUUGGAUCAGAGAAGCCAAGACAAGAACAUCUAUUGCUUUUCAUGGAGUUAUGACCAUUUGCAACCAAAAAAGAAAAAUUUAAGGUCUCUUGUUUUGUACAGAGGAGAUGAACAGUAUCUGUAUGUUGAUGGGAUCGGCUUAAAGACUGGAGAUGUCUUUCAAUUCUACCAUUCAGAUUGUAAUACAGCAUUAGCCUCAUGCGCUCGGGUGUCUGAUGAACUGGAGAAGAUUAAGCUUGAAGCAAAUUUCAAGAAUCUCAGUGGUGGGGCCAGCAAUGCUACUUCUGUGUUUGGAGGGUUUAUUUUUGCCUGCUGCGGUCGUGGUGAAUCAUUCUUUGGACGACCCAAUGUUGAUAUUUCCCCUUUCACAGAGAAUUUCCCAGGGGUACCAUUGUCAGGAAUAUUCUGUGGUGGGGAAAUGGCCCGUUCUUCGUUCACAGAGAAUGGCCAAUGCAAAGGAGAAAACUCCAUUAGUUGCUGUGUGCAUGUUUACAGCAGCGUGUAUCUGUUGAUGUCUUGUGCGCCGUCACAGUAAUACUGGAACCGUUCAUGGUUCUCAAUACGAGCAUUUCUGAGACGUUGAUGUUUUUUCUUGCCUGUGACCUUCUAGUUCAUAGUCUUCAACAUGUAUAUGAUUCAGCUAUAUGCUUUUCAGCGCGUUUAGUGCAGAAUCUUGUGCAGCUACAACAAAUGCAGGUGA
Neltuma alba is the source of this 1935-nucleotide messenger RNA. Its product is annotated as F-box/LRR-repeat protein At5g63520-like. Gene Ontology annotation, biological process: protein polyubiquitination; positive regulation of proteasomal ubiquitin-dependent protein catabolic process. Lineage: Eukaryota; Viridiplantae; Streptophyta; Magnoliopsida; Fabales; Fabaceae. The record is from RefSeq and is a predicted model, not a curated record. Gene Ontology annotation, molecular function: protein binding.